This is a messenger RNA of Cicer arietinum (chickpea), 1094 nucleotides long. RefSeq lists its product as uncharacterized. The record is from RefSeq and is a predicted model, not a curated record. Lineage: Eukaryota; Viridiplantae; Streptophyta; Magnoliopsida; Fabales; Fabaceae.
AAAAUCCAACGGCCACAAUAUCUCAGGGAAUAACGCAGUAGCAGCAUCACCGCGAACGAAAAUUCUGGAGCGCGAAAGAUGUAGAAGUGCAAACUUGCGCAAGAGGAAAAAGAAUCGUGAGAAUUUCAACUUGAAAAACAAUCAUAGCAAUAAUCUUGUAUCAUAAUAAGAUCGAAAAUUGAAGAAAAAUAAAGUUGCAGAUUUCAAUGGUGCUGUGGGAGAUAACACUUGGAACUGCGUAUUUCUUAGGUCUGAAACGAACCUACAAACUUGCUCUUAGGAUUCAGCGUAAGAUCGUAACCCCUAAGUACCCUAAGAUCCGUCAAUUUCUUCACAGACGAACCCGUGCUGUAUUUGAUGCAGCAAUAAAGGUUCAUCGGAACAUUCAAGAAAGAGACAUAGAAGUGGGUAGGAAUAUUGGAAACUUCAUUUUGCGAUGUCUAGAUCGAAUGAAGCCCUCAGCUCAAAUUCGUGGUCCUCCUCAACUGCCCGUUGGUGGUGGUAGCUCAAGAGAGAGCAUGACAAAGCAUGCAACCGGCACUUCCAACCACAAGCCUCCCGGUCAUUCUGGAUUAUUGAAGAAGGACUCUGAUAGACGCUUGUUUACCUCAUCCACGCCAAAGCCAUUUCCUACCAUUUCAAGGACGACGAGACCACCAAAUCCUGCUGGGACUACAACCCAUGGCAGGCACCUCAGUACCUAUAGCCCUGAGGUCCUUAGACAAAACUACAGAGUGAGUUGGUCAGGGAGUGUUGUGAGGAAGGACAUCAUGCAUUGGAUGUUGCAAAACUAACUGUUUAAUGUUCAUCACUUCACCAGUGGCUUCUAUUGUUCAAACAAUUUUUUAUCUCGCCAGGACAAGGUGGUUGAAUAAUGCUUGUGUCUGAUGUUGGAAAUUGAUGAUGAUAGAAGCCUUGCUCUCGUCUCUUUGGACUUUGUAUAGCCUGUCAAGUUUCCUUUUGAUAGUGGGUGGUUAUGCAUUUUUUUCUUCAGUUUUGGUUAAAAGUACUAGUUGUUAAUAACCUCAUAUAACAGUUAAUAUACUUGCAUGUUGAUCAUAAUAGUGAAGAUUGUGCAUUCUGUUAUGAUUCUC